CCCUCCAUCACCGCCUCCACCAACAGUCUGCCUGGAGCAUCAGCCACACCGAGAACUUCCUCCACCAGGUAUCCCUACACGUUAACCCACCCGCACCAGACCAUAACGAGGCCAUCACAGUGAAACAUGGAUCAGUCGUCUAAAGGGUUAACCUCAUCCCAUCCCCGACUCUUGCCACCUAAGGGGACAUAAUCGAGAACGUGGUGGCCUCAUCCUUCAUGUUUGCCCUCGCUUAUCAAAAUUAAAUAUCUCCCCCGUCAGCCGAGAAACAUCUGCCUUGUUACCGAGGUGGCAGAUGUCUCAGUGAUUGUGACAGAAUUCUGGUUUUUUUUCCAGACGGAAUGGCCACCACUACCACUACCACUACAACAUCUACAGGCGCCUGUCCACCGCAGACGUGGGGCGCCAACUGCUCUCAGAAGUGUCCAGAGAAAUGUCUCAACGGCACCUGCAACGCCAUUGGCUUUUGCUCCGCAUGCGAGCCUGGAUACCGAGGGUUUAAAUGUGAAGAAGAAUGUACUGGUGGAACCUACGGGAGGGACUGUCAGGAGCUGUGUAGUUUUCAUUGUCCAGGAGUUGGCCUGCAACAAUGUUAACGGCUUUUGCUUCCUGCAGGGCGGGCUGGAAGCCAAGUCUGUGUCUCCAGCCCUGCGACGCAAAGACCUGGGGACCUGGAUGUUCCUACAAUUGCAGCCCAGGGUGCGUGCAGCAAGACUGCGACCCAGUCAACGGCCAAUGUCGACAGGGAUGCCUCCCAGGUCUUCUGGGCGACUUCUGCGAUGAAAACUGUUCCUCCGGGAAACUGGGGCCAGAACUGUACAGAAGUUUGCAACAUCAAAUGCCAGGAUCACCGCUGUAAUCCUGCCUCCGGAGUCUGCAACAACUGCUCUCCCGGAUUCAAGGGAGACCUCUGCGAAAGUCCUUGCACUAAGGGCACCUACGGCGCCCGGUGCCCCAACAAGUGCAGUGUCAACUGUGGGGGCGCGGAUGCUGACUGCGACCCGAAGGACGGCAAGUGCUCAUCCGGGUGUAAAGUUGGUUGGAAAGGCGACCUUUGCACCGACAAGUGUGUAAGCGGCACCUACGGCGCCAACUGCACUCAGGUCUGCAGCAAAUUCUGCCGCGUGACGUCUGGUGCUGCAGCGACAUCUUGUCAUCACGUGUCAGGGCGCGUGCACCAAGGAUGUCUUGACGGCUACACGGGUGUCGACUGUUAUCAACAAAUUCCCGCGUCUGCCGCAGCAAUGAUUGGAGGAGUGGUGGCUGGCGUGGCACUCGCUGUUAUAGUUGUGGCAGUUGUCGUCGUCGUCGUAGUGAGACGAAAAAGGAGGUGGAAGAAGACGAUGUCACCUGACUCUGCUACCAACUACGCGAGUAUGAACGGAGCUUUCGUGGCGGAUGGCGUCACCGUCUUGGAUGAAGAUGAACUUAGCAAUGCGCGUAUCUCCUUGGCAACGGGGACGCACGUGGAGAAGGAGAAGCAAGUGUAUUACAACAUCAACCCGGACACAUCCUCAACGCGCUUUCCGACGACUCAGCUUGACUCUCUCCUCGACAGGUGGCGCUUGGACCCUACGUCACUCAAAGGCCAGUUCGAGAGACUUCCUAAAGGCUUCACUGGGUCGACUCAAACAGCACUCAACGAUGCAAACAGAGGCAAAAACAGAUACAAGAACAUUUGUGCUUACGACCACUCGCGAGUUAAACUGAGUAUCAUCGACGGAGACCCCAACAGCGACUACAUCAAUGCCUGCUACAUCAGUGGUUUCAAUGGAGAACCCAAAUUCAUCGCAUCCCAAGGUCCGAGUCGACUCAUUCUGCAGGACUUCCUACGCAUGCUGUGGGAGAAGCGAGUUCACACUGUUGUCAUGCUAACCAACCUCAUUGAAGGAGGAACUCAAAAGUGCGAGCAGUACUGGUCCGACUCUGGAGAACGGAAGUAUGGGGCAGUAACGGUAACUCUGGUGUCUGUCCGACGCACAGCAGACUACACGGUCCGCGCGCUGCAGCUGAAGCAGGAUGGUGAGUCACACUCACUCACUCAGUUUCACUUCACUGCCUGGCCAGACAAAGGGGCUCCAGUCUCGCCAUGGCCUUUGGUGGAUUUCCACAUGACUGUCAAGGAGGCCGCGGACUUGCACAAGGGCUCACCUAUCGUUGUGCACUGCAGUGCUGGGAUCGGAAGAACGGGCACAUACAUUGCACUGGACAACCUGCUGGCGGAAGCAGCAGAGACAGGUCACGUGGACUUCAACACGUGUGUCUGGAAGCUUCGUCAAGCUCGUGUCAACAUGGUUCAGACGGUGGAGCAGUACAUUUUUCUACACGAGGCUGUGUCGGUUAGUCUAGCUGUGUCAGGCACACUACUCAAGAGGUCCCAGAUUCCAGAGGCUGUUGGGAAUCUUUUCAGUCAGUCACCUGAUGGACAAAGCAAGCUUGAGGCAGAGUUUAAGAGGCUGUCUUCAUGUCUGAGACAAACCAACCUCACAGACUACUCCGCUGGUCAGAAAGAAGAGAACAAGGCAAAGAACCGCUUCCACAAUAUUCUGCCACAAGACGCGCACCGCGUGGAGCUGACGCCGGCUGUGAGCGGCGGUGACGACUACAUCAACGCCAUCUUCAUACCAGGAUACAAGAAGCGACACCAGUAUGUUGCCACCCAACUGCCCCUGGCUACUACAGUCGUGGACUUUUGGACACUUGUCCACGAAUAUCCAGUUUCUGUUGUGGUGAUCUUUCCAGGAGACCCUGCAGAAGACCACGAGACUCGAGUGGAUUUCUUACCCGGCGAUGGAGAGACGUGUCAGUAUGGACCCUAUAAACUGUCCACCCGAUUGGUAGCUACACAUGAAGGGUAUCAGGAAAUGCUUGUGAACUGCACAAAACCUAAACGACUAAAUCUGACUCUUCUGCGUGGACGCCGGGAAGUCCGCCUCCUGAAGUGUUUGCAGAGGACCCCGAGUGUCCCUGUACUCCUGCACCUGACACAGGCCGCCGCACUCGGCAUCACUGACGAGGAAACGGACGAAAGCAUCGUACUGGUCGCCUGCAGGACCGGCGCAGAGCUGAGCGGCAUGUUCGUGACGUUGGCCCACGUGCAGGCUCGUCUGGCCGACACACCUGUUUCCGUUCCUGCCUUGGUGGGUUACCUGAGAACCAUCCGACCCCAGUUUAUUUCCAGCCCCGAACAGUACCAAACCCUGUACGAGGCUGUGAAGAUGCUCGCUGAAGGCUCGUCAGUUGUUACGAACGGCGACAAGAUCUACAAAAAGAGGUCAACAGCCCGAAAACCUCAACGAGAACUCCAAGAAAGAAAGAAAAAAACGGACGACAACAGCGACGAAGAAGCAGUGUGGAAGACGAGGACUAGCGGACUGCCAGGGACACGUUAGGCGGAAAUGACGCAAUAACCGGUGGGCGUCGUAUGGCUGAUAGACACACUCACAGCUGGUGUUCCUUGUAAGCUCUGGUGCGUCUCACACCGUCGACACAAAGUUUAAUGGUUCUCCUGGUUCUCCAGACUUUUAAUUAGCUAGAAUUUUUAUGUAAUAUCGAUAAUCUGUUUGUAAGUACAGCGCGGCAAGCAACUUUACAUAGAAGUGAUUAUUGUUGUUGAAAUUUUUAUUUAUUUUUAAUAGCACUGCUGGCUUCAUUUUAUUUUUUUAUUUUUUAUUUUAUUUUAUUUUUUAGCUAUCGAUUUCAUACUGUUUGUGAGUAAAGACUAGUCAUCCCAUACUGUGGAAUACCCUGUCUGAUUUAUGUGGCCCUAAUUUUUUUUCUCAUUGCCGGGCUUCAACAUAUCCUUUCGCAGUUUAUUUCUUUUGUACAGAUUACGUUUCCAAAUUUAGACAGAAAUGGAUAAGUGAGCCUUUUUUCUAUAACAUAGCUUAAAUCUUGGGGUUUUAUACUUAAAUUCGUUAGAAUCUUGAGACAUUAAAUGAUAACUAUUUAUCUAGUUGCAGAUGUAAUAUCUUCUUCAUAUUGUGAAAUGUUUAUAUGUUUGAUUCAUAAUUAGGGAACGACUAGAGAUAAACAUUUUCAUUUUGAAAUACUUGUAUGACAGAUGUAUUAACAGUCUUUAACUCCAUAGCUUACAAAAUAUUAAAUUUUUCACAAUUAUUUUGAAUAACCACUGUGUGAGAAAUUAAUAGUUCAUUGUACUGAGUUCAUAAUUAGUUAUUAUAUAACCAGUCGUCACCUAAUCGUUGUUCAUCUUCAUGCUAUUGUUUCUCCGUUUAUAAAGUACAUUUUUCUAUGUUUGUAUUGAUGAUAAAUAAAUGAUUAUGGGAGGAAA
Messenger RNA from Pomacea canaliculata, 4294 nucleotides. Its product is annotated as receptor-type tyrosine-protein phosphatase epsilon-like. The transcript has 25 exons. The coding region runs from base 780 to 3392 and encodes 870 amino acids. The record is from RefSeq and is a predicted model, not a curated record. Lineage: Eukaryota; Metazoa; Mollusca; Gastropoda; Architaenioglossa; Ampullariidae. Gene Ontology annotation, biological process: protein dephosphorylation. Gene Ontology annotation, molecular function: protein tyrosine phosphatase activity.